Messenger RNA from Necator americanus (New World hookworm), 1578 nucleotides. RefSeq lists its product as uncharacterized. Lineage: Eukaryota; Metazoa; Nematoda; Chromadorea; Rhabditida; Ancylostomatidae. Gene Ontology annotation, cellular component: nucleus. Gene Ontology annotation, molecular function: RNA 7-methylguanosine cap binding; mRNA binding. The transcript has 17 exons. The coding region runs from base 1 to 1578 and encodes 525 amino acids. The record is from RefSeq and is a predicted model, not a curated record.
AUGGCUACAGAUGAUAUGUACGAGCUAGAUUACGAUGAGGAGCCGGUAAUAGAACAAACUACGAGGAACUCUGCAGCGCAGUCGGCGGGAGCAGGAGAUGGUAGAAUCACGGAGAAGAUCUUUGGAAUUGCACGUCGUCCCGUUCCUCAGCUGUCGCAGGAGGACAUCGAUUGCCUCUACCGCGAGUUGCGAGUCACUAAAGAGAGUCACAACGUGCGCGUGGUGUUUGUGAAAGGGACGGACGACAUGACUCGAUUCGCCGUGGAAAAGAUUUUUGCCGAAUAUCAUCCAUGUCGAGUAGAGAUUGUGGACAAGUCAUCAUGUUUAGUCAGUUUUGCCAGCCGAGCGGAUUGUGUACGGAUGAUGAUUGGAAUGACAAAACCUCUUCGACGUUUUCGUGCCACAAGGGCAGCGGAAGAUGGUGAAUUGACGGAUUCGGACGGGGAAGAGGAAGAGGGACAGAUUAAACAGGAGAAAGGCGACGAUGUGGCGUUAGUUGCUCACAGUGGAUUCACUGGACCAAGGGACCUAAAAUCAAGCAGAAAUAUUAGCAUUGUAGCUGUACUGUCGCAGGAGGACAUCGAUUGCCUCUACCGCGAGUUGCGAGUCACUAAAGAGAGUCACAACGUGCGCGUGGUGUUUGUGAAAGGGACGGACGACAUGACUCGAUUCGCCGUGGAAAAGAUUUUUGCCGAAUAUCAUCCAUGUCGAGUAGAGAUUGUGGACAAGUCAUCAUGUUUAGUCAGUUUUGCCAGCCGAGCGGAUUGUGUACGGAUGAUGAUUGGAAUGACAAAACCUCUUCGACGUUUUCGUGCCACAAGGACAGCGGAAGAUGGUGAAUUGACGGAUUCGGACGGGGAAGAGGAAGAGGGACAGAUUAAACAGGAGAAAGGCGACGAUGUGGCGUUAGUUGCUCACAGCGGAGAUGCACCAAAACGAAUACGUGAGGACGUCGUUGAGGUGGACGUGGAUGCCAUUGAUAUACCUCAUGGGAGAUGGAGAGUUGUUACAUCACACGUGCCAGAACGUCGUUUUAUGAUUGCUAAAUUUGCUACGAACGCGGAAAUUACCGAAGCGAGAAAAAUCAUAGCAAUCACAGAAGAUGAUUUGAGCCGGAAACGAAAAAAGGAAGUGGAUGAUCAGGGAUUCACAUACACAUGGUCAACGGAGCAGAAGGUUCGACCUGGUCUGAAUGUAUUCGAUGAGAAAGGGAAUGAACUCGAGUGGGAUUAUGAGCAUGACACGAGAUUCUACGAGGAUCCAAAUGUCGCUUCGGAGAAAGAUGAAAGUAAACCAGCUGAAGCAGAUGCAGGAGCACCUCAGGCUAGAGUUGUCAAGGGACGUGGAGCCAAGAAAGGUUCAUUGCUGUUCAAUGGAAUCGGUAACACUCUCGCUUCAGAUGACCUGGAUAAUUCCGCUUUGAAGCGACGUCGAAUAGCUGCACGGCUCACUGCGGCCGAAGAUAUGGAGGAGGAUGAAAGCGAUGAGGAUGAAUGGCGACGAGAACCGUCAUCUCCUACGCCGCAACCAUGGGAUCGGCCAAAAGGUCGUCUUGCUAACCGAGUUACUCGACAAUGA